AUGUCUGUCGACACAGAAGUCAAGAUCAGCAAGGAGGAGCGCCGCAAGCAGAAGGAGGAGAAGAAGGCUCGCAAGGCCACCAAGGCCGCUGCCGCCACCGAGGCCGGCGAGGCUGUCGUCGAGGAGACCAAGAAGGAGAAGAAGGACAAGAAGCGCUCGCGUGACGAGGAGGGUGGCGACGAGGUCAAGAAGUCGAAGAAGUCCAAGUCCAAGUCGGGCGAGGCUACUCCUGCUCUUGACACUGGCGCUUCGACCCCUCAGAGCACCGAGGUCUCGACCCCGGCUGAGGGUGAGGCUCCUGCCCUGUCCAAGAAGCAGCUCAAGAAGCUCAAGGCCGCUGCCGCUGCCUCCGAGGCUUCGACUGCCGCUGCCGCUUCCAUCCCUGCUCCUGCCGCCUUUACCGCUGCCGACAAGGCCUACCUUGCCGAGCAGAACAUCACCCUCGAGCCCUCCCUCUUCCCCCCUCACCUCGACAUGUCCACUCUUGCCGUCAACGCCUCGAUUGCCAAGUUCCUCACCGUCUUCCCCAAGCCCACCCCCAUCCAGGCCGUCUCGUGGCCCGCCCUUCUCGCCAAGCGCGAUGUCGUCGGUAUCGCCGAGACCGGUUCGGGCAAGACCCUCUCGUUUGGUGUCCCCGGUGUCAACCACAUUGCUUCGCUCCCUGCUCCGGGCAAGAAGGGCAAGGGCAAGCUCGCCAUGCUCGUCCUUGCUCCCACCCGUGAGCUUGCCCAGCAGUCGUUUGACACCCUUGUCAAGCUCGGCAAGGAGUGCGGCGUCGCCGCCGUCGCCCUCUUUGGUGGUAUGCCCAAGGGUGACCAGAUCCGCCAGAUCAACACCGAGGGUGUCCGCAUCGUUGUCGGCACUCCCGGCCGUACCCUCGACCUUGCCGACUCGGGCGACCUCGACCUCUCGUCGGUGUCGUACCUUGUCCUUGACGAGGCCGACCGCAUGCUCGACGCCGGUUUCGAGAACGACAUUCGUCGCAUCAUUGCCCACUGCCCCAAGCACGAGGGCGGUCGCCAGACCGUCAUGUUCUCGGCCACCUGGCCCGAGUCGGUCCGUCGCCUCGCUUCGACUUUCCUCACCAACCCCGUCAAGGUCACUGUCGGCUCGGACGAGCUCUCGGCCAACAAGCGUAUCACCCAGGUCGUCGAGGUCCUCGACACUGGCCGCGACAAGGACCCCCGUCUCGCGUACCACCUGCGCACCCACCUCAAGGCCGCCCCCGGCUCGCGUGUCCUCGUCUUUGGCCUGUACAAGAAGGAGGCCCAGCGCCUGGAGCAGACCAUCCGCCGCUCAGGCCACAAGGUCGGCGCCCUCCACGGCGACAUGAACCAGAACGACCGCUUCAAGGCCCUCGAGGCCUUCAAGGACGGCUCGGUCAACGUCCUCGUUGCCACCGACGUUGCCGCCCGUGGUCUCGACAUUCCCGACGUCCAGCUCGUCAUCAACGUCACCUUCCCCCUCACCACCGAGGACUUUGUCCACCGCUGCGGUCGUACCGGCCGUGCCGGCAAGACUGGCCGUGCCGUCACCUUCUUCACCGGCGAGGCUCACGAGCGCGCGCUCGCUGGCGAGUUUAUGCGCGUCCUCCGCGACGCCGGUGCCGAGGUGCCCAAGGAGAUGGACCGCUUCCCCAACACCAUCAAGAAGAAGGAGCAUGGGGCCUAUGGCAGCUUCUACCGCGAGACAACCAACGCUCCUGCCGCUACCAAGAUCACCUUUGACUAG
This is a messenger RNA of Apiotrichum porosum, 1731 nucleotides long. RefSeq names its product RNA-dependent ATPase (gene DBP3). The transcript has a single exon. The coding region runs from base 1 to 1731 and encodes 576 amino acids. Gene Ontology annotation, biological process: rRNA processing. Gene Ontology annotation, molecular function: RNA helicase activity; ATP binding; RNA binding. Gene Ontology annotation, cellular component: nucleolus. The record is from RefSeq and is a predicted model, not a curated record. NCBI's taxonomy places the organism in Eukaryota, Fungi, Basidiomycota, Tremellomycetes, Trichosporonales, Trichosporonaceae.